CCAAACUUGUCAUGAUGCCUACAACUCGACAACUCCUUCGAAGAAAGAUCACGUACUCAGAUGCCAAAGGCGAAGAGUUCAAUGUUCUUCAUCAACUUAAAUACCAUUCCGAGCAAACUAGAUUCUUCGCUCAACUUCAUGACAGACGUGAAUGGAUGAAGGCUGCUGUUACCCACCAUCUUGGCCUGAAAUCGUCCGCGGAAUGCCAUGUGGCAGACGUAGAAAACUGGCUUCAUGGCAGUUUUAAUGUCUGUGUCCCCGUCACAAUUGAUAGUUGGCACGGCAAGCGUGUUCUCAUGCGGUUUCCGUUACCUUAUCGCCUGGGGGAGAGAUUCAGACCUGGAAAUUGCGACGAGAAACUCCUGUGUGAAGCAGGGUCUUAUGCAUGGCUCCAAAGGAACUGCCCCGAAGUGCCAAUCCCAAGAUUAUAUGGCUUUGCUUUGUCCACAGGCGAGACGUUCACUCGACAUGAAUUCCUGCCAUUUUUCCCUCGCUAUUUCCAACUCCUGCGUCAGAAAAUUCUAUCAUGGGUAAAGGAUUCAACUCCUUCAAACUACGCCCGCCAUCAGAACACAGAUUCAAUUUUUGUCGAGCAUAUAGUCGACAGCGGCUACCUUCUGAUUGAAUUUAUUGAAGAGACACGUGGAUCUAUGCUCUCUCAUACAUGGAUAGAAGGGCAACAUGACCUAAAGUUAAGGACAAAUUUGUUCCGUGAUCUCUCCCGGAUUCUCUUGAACAUUACUCGGAUUCCCUUGCCGCGGAUUGGUUCAUUUAUCAUUGAUAAUGAUGGGUUUUUGUGUCUUACAAACCGGCCACUUUCGAUGGAGCUCCAACAGUUGGAAAAUGAGGAGAUCCCUACUAAUAUACCUCGGGAUUAUACCUAUUCAACUAUAGACUCCUACGUGGUUGAUAUACUUGGAAUCCAUGACAAUCGUUUUCGGUAUCAACCUAAUGCUGUCAAUAAUCUUGGAGAUUGUGCUUACCAACUUUCUAUAUUAACUGCUAUGAGGACAGUUUUUCAGUCAAUUUUUAGUCGAAGCUUUCGACGGGGCCCAUUUAUCUUCUGUUUCACAGAUCUUCACCAGAGUAACAUCUUCGUUGACGCGGAAUGGCAUAUAACAUGCCUAGUAGAUCUGGAAUGGGCUUGCACUCAGCCGGUCGAGAUGUUCGGGCCUCCUUACUGGCUCAUAAAUAAAGGCAUUGAUCAAUUGACUACAGCAGAAUACGACCCAAUUCGACAGGAGUUCAUGGAAGUCCUGUCAAUGCAAGAACAGGACUUUGACUCUGCUAUAAGUAACUAUGGAGCAGCUGACCUACGCCUCUCGGACUUCAUGAAACGAUCCUGGGAAAGAGGAGCGUUUUGGUAUUCACUAGCUCUCUCAAGCCCUUCAGGACUUUUUACGAUAUUUAGCAAGCAUAUCAAACCUCUCUUUUGCCAGGACUAUGAGGAGGAGUUUGGGGUGGUAAUGCCCUUUUUUUUCGAAAGGAAUGUUGGGCACAUUGCAGGCCGCAAACUUGCAGACAGAGAACAAUAUGACAAAAAUCUCCAAGAAGCUUUCGAAGACAACUCAAACUGA
Messenger RNA from Aspergillus ochraceoroseus IBT 24754, 1577 nucleotides. RefSeq lists its product as uncharacterized. NCBI's taxonomy places the organism in Eukaryota, Fungi, Ascomycota, Eurotiomycetes, Eurotiales, Aspergillaceae. The record is from RefSeq and is a predicted model, not a curated record. The transcript is spliced from 2 exons. Bases 12 to 1577 code for a protein of 521 amino acids.